Molecule: messenger RNA, 1676 nt
Organism: Anas platyrhynchos (mallard)
Lineage: Eukaryota; Metazoa; Chordata; Aves; Anseriformes; Anatidae
Source: RefSeq, a predicted model, not a curated record
UUGCCAUGGAAACGGGGGGGGGGGGGGGCGCCGCAGGCUUCUGGAGGCCGCUGUAGGCCGCGGGGAGCCCCCGGGGUCCGGAGCGAUGGAGCCCCCCCCGCGGCACAGCCUCACCGCCCCGGUGCUCGAUCAGAAGCUGGUGGCCGACCUGCGGGAGCUGCGAGCCAUCGCCGGCGCCGACCUCCGCACCAUCCCCUGCCUGCCCCUCACCCUGCUGUCCCCCCGCACCCCCCACCCACCCCCCCCGACCACCACCCCCCACCCCGGCACCGCCACGGCACACCGAGCCCGCUCACAGCCGGCACAGACAGAGCACCAGCACCGGGUGGAGGAACCGGGGGUCUCACCGUCACCCCCACCGCCCCCCCAGCCCCUCUCCGUGCCGGCGCUGCCGCCCCCCGGCACCACCGCGGCGGCGCUGGAUCUGCAGCGGCUGACACAGCGGGCACCGAGCGAUGCCCCCCGGCUGCCACCGCUGCUGGCGGCGCUCACCCGCCGCCCCCAGGACGACGCGCGGCUGCGGUGGCUGCGGCGCCACCAAACUCAGGAGCCGGGGACCCUCCCCGCGCCCCCCCCGGCCCUCGGCUGUCAGCCUCCUGCGGCGGCCGGAGCCGGUGGAGAGCGCGGUGUGGCUGCGGCUGCAGCCCCCGCUCUGCCCCGAGCCCGUGGAGGUGGCGGCGGCGGAGGCCGAGGCCGAGCCCGGCGAGGAGCUGCGGGCGCUCUACCAGCAGCUGGCGGCGGCGCUGCCCGGAGAGCGGCUGCGCUUCGAGCACGAGCCCCUGGUGCAGCCGGCGGCCACCGGCCGUGACCUUGACCCCGAGGGGCCGCAGGGGACGGGCGCUGCGGCACGCGGCACCGCCCCGGCACGGCGCUGGGAGCCCCGAAACGCCUCGCUGCUGCAGGACUACCUGCGGUACCUCGAGGGCACCGGCUCUGACUUCCUCCACGCCAUCUUCAACCUCGGCGGCGGCAGGCGAGGAAGAGGAGGAGGAGGCGGUGAAGGCCCCGCGGGUCGCGGCAGAGCCGGCAGAGGGGACGCCGGUGACACCGGCGGGGCUGCAGCAGCUCCAGCAGCGCCUGCAGCAGCUCUGGGCCGCGCUGCUCAGUCCCUGGCCACCAGCGCCUGGCCAUGGCCACCAAAUACGCCGACGGCAGCGGCCCUGGCGCGGCUGCCGGCGGCGCUGGCAGCUGUGGGAGGAGGCCGCCGGCCUCAUCCGGCAGCGGGAGCAGCUCCUGGCGUGGCUGGAGGGGCUGGAGGUGCGCGCCUCCGACCCCAACCGCUUCUUCUGCCGGGCCCCCAAAGCCUUCGCGGCGCGUGCCGGCGAGGCGCGGGCCCGGGGGCGGCUGCGUGCCGCCGUGGCCGGCUGCGAGGGGCUGCUCCAGGGCUGCGCUGCGGCGCCUGCGGGAGGAAUUUGGGGACGAAGGUGACGCUGCGGGGACGGCCCUACGAGGAGAAGAUGCGCCGGGACGUGGUGGAGAUGCUCUACCGGCUGCAGCAGGGCCGCCGUGCCGGCGCUCUGGGGGCGAUGCUGCGGCACCUGGGGCGCCGAAAAUGUCCCUGGGGGGCACGAGUGGACGACGUGAGGAUGUGGGAGCGGUGCUGUGAUCCCCCCCCUGGAGCAGGCAGUGCUGGAAAAUACAUUUAUUCACCCCAAAAUCCCCAAUCAGUGGUGUAG